UGAGGCAUUAUUAUUCGCAGGACAACCAUCUGGGGACUGCACUGGAACCCUGCAUCUGGAUAUAGACAAGAGCCCACUCUUCCUGCCCUCCCCCCUUCACUGGCUGAGUCCCUGUAGGCUUCAGCAGUACCACCCAGCCCCCAGUACCAUUCAGGCUGCUUCAAAUUCUCAUCUUAUGACCCUCUCUCUCUAUUCUCUCUCUGUGUUCUCUCUCUCUCUAUUCUCUCUAUUCUCUCUCUCUGUGGAGUUAGUGUUGUUGUUUUUUCUCCAGGCCAGAGUUAAGUCCCAGCAGUCUCAGGAGAGAAGAGAGGAGAGUCCGAUAUGGACGGUUGAGGAGACUACACACUCCAGGGAGCAUCUGAUGGGAUUAUAAAACCAGAUUUUUCCCCUUCUCUCUCUCUUUUUCCCCCACUGGGGAUAAAGUGGUUCGAGCCUUCAUUUGAAAAAAGAAAGAAGCAACUCCUAGGCUCUCGAACUGCGCUGUAUCACGUUUUAAGGCUUUUGGAAAAAGAGAAAAGUUUGGCCCCUUUUUGGAGGAUUCUUUUCCCCCCGUCAGUCCUCCGAUCAUUGGGAAGAUUAAGUCCGCUGUUUCCUAUUUAGGAAUUCGAGGAAGGCUCCUUGCUCGUGAGCAGAAAAGAAAACAAGCAAGGAAUUAGCUCCAGAUCUCCGCUGACAGCUGAUAUGAGCCGCAAUUUAAUUUCGUAUGACUUGGCCCCCGUCUCCUAGUUGGUAAACUGAUAUGCUUUCUGAGGUGGGCUCCUAACAGGCAUCACUCUUUGCCUUUUUAGGUGGGUUUACACAGAGUUGGGUGAACUUCAUCAGUUUUUUCAAACACAUGGACAUAUCCGCAGUGCAGGGACCAGAUGCUGUAGAACUUUAGCGGCUGAAUCGGGCAUACUUUCUGAUCUCUGGAUUUUGCACUGCAUUUCAAUGAAGGCCACUACUUUAUCAUAAAACGUUUUUUCUUCUUUGGAAUUGUAUGAACACACACCAGCCCAAAUGUUAGCAUGAAGACCUGUUACUGACAGCGCUGAACUUGAAUGCAUCGUACUUGUGUCUCUACUAGACGCAGUAGAUUUCACUUUGUUCUGCUUUUGUGGACUGAUUGUUCUCACAAGGUGUACCAUGCUUAGUUUGUGACCGAACAGUACCAAGAAACAUUGGACGUUCACCUUAGAAAGAAUGGUCAUUUCAGACAAGCUGGAGAAGUCUUAGUCCACAGAGAUGUUGCAUUCCAUUCUGUUCAUCCCCUGUCAUCUGAAGGCUGUUACAUCUCUGUGAAAUAGCCACCACAAUGAUGAACAAAGACUCUCGCUUCCCCAGGAAGGCUGUCCAUAGCAACCCCUCCUCUCGAAGGCACUCAUGCAUCGGUUUUGAUGCUGAGAAUGGCUUGUCGGUGGGGCGAAGCCCCCUGGACCCUCCGGCCAGUCCCGGCUCCGGCCUGGUGCUCCAGGCCAACUACCACAGCCAGCGCCGUGAGUCCUUCCUCUACCGCUCCGACUCAGACUUUGACCUCUCACCCAAGGCCCCCUCGAGGAACUCGUCCACUGCCAGUGAUCUACAUGGAGAAGACAUGAUUGUGACACCAUUUGCACAGGUACUUGCCAGUUUGAGGACGGUAAGAAGCAACUUCGCCGUUUUGACCCAUCAGCAAGAUCGUCAACCCAGCAAGAGAAUUGGCAGUAAUCCACCGUCCAUGUUAAAUACAAGCUUAGCAGAGGAGCCGUUUCAGCAGCUGGCCGUGGAGACUCUGGACGAGCUGGACUGGUGUCUGGAGCAGCUGGAUACUCUGAAGACACGCCACUCCGUCAGCGAGAUGGCCUCCAAUAAGUUCAAGAGGAUGCUGAACAGAGAGCUCACUCAGCUAUCAGAGGCCAGCAGAUCAGGGAACCAGGUGUCAGAGUUCAUCUCCAGCACCUUCCUAGAAAAGCAACAUGACAUGGAGAUCAUGUCUCCACACAUCAAGGAGAAGAAGGAGAAAACGGACAAGAAGAAGCGUCCCAUGUCCCAGAUCGUGGGGGUGAAGAAGCCCAGAAUCAUCCCCAGUGUGGCCCCCUCCAACAUCCCCCGCUUCGGGGUUGCAGCCACUCAGGAGGGCUUUCUCGCCAAGCAGUUGGAAGAUAUAAACCGAUGGGGUGUGGAUAUUUUCAAAAUAUCUGAAUAUUCUGGGAAUCGUCCGCUGACGGUGGCGAUUUAUUCAAUUUUCCAGGAGCGAGAGCUGCUGAAGUCAUUCAAGAUCCCUGCAGACACCUUCAUCACCUUCAUGAUGACCCUGGAGGACCACUACCACCAUGAUGUGGCCUACCACAACAACAUCCACGCUGCAGACGUGGUCCAGUCCACCCACGUCCUCCUCUCUACCCCUGCCCUGGAGGCGGUGUUCACUGACUUGGAGAUCCUAGCUGCUCUGUUUGCCAGUGCUAUACAUGAUGUGGACCACCCGGGGGUGUCUAACCAGUUCCUCAUCAACACCAACUCCGAGCUGGCCCUGAUGUACAACGACGUGUCGGUCCUGGAAAACCACCACCUGGCUGUGGGCUUUAAGCUGCUGCAGGAGGACAACUGUGACAUCUUCCAGAACCUCAGCAAGAAACAGAGACAGUCCCUACGCAAGAUGGUCAUAGACAUGGUGUUAGCCACAGACAUGUCCAAACACAUGAACCUGCUGGCUGACCUAAAGACUAUGGUGGAGACCAAGAAGGUGACCAGUCUAGGAGUACUUCUACUAGACAACUAUGGAGAUCGUAUCCAGGUCCUCCAGAACAUGGUUCACUGUGCUGACCUCAGUAACCCCACCAAGCCCCUGGAGGUCUACCGCCAGUGGACUGACCGCAUCAUGGUGGAGUUCUUCACCCAGGGGGACAGGGAGAGGGACAAGGGCAUGGAGAUCAGCCCCAUGUGUGACAAACACAACGCCUCCAUCGAGAAGAACCAGGUGGGCUUCAUAGACUACAUCGUCCACCCUCUGUGGGAGACGUGGGCAGACCUGGUCCACCCUGAUGCCCAGGACAUCCUAGACACGCUGGAGGACAAUCGCGAGUGGUACCAGAGCAUGAUCCCACACAGCCCCUCGCCCACACCCGAGGCCCAGGACAAGAUGGGCCUGCCUGGGGGAGCCAUGGGAGCCGGAGGGGGUGGAGGUGGAUCCUCCACAGGAGAUAAGUUCCAGUUUGAGCUGACCCUAGAGGAGGAGGAGUGCGAGUCCGACACAGAGAGCCCUCCGGCAGAGGAGGAGGGGUACAGUAGCACUGGGAUGGAACCUUCUAGGACUGACCUGGACAGCAGACUCCAUUCCAUGUCUGCCACUUCUCACCCACACACGCAAGUACUCUCCAAAAUGGCUACCUCUGUCCUCAAUCUUGGUGGCAGGACUUUGUCCACAGACUCUGACCCAGAAAGGGAGGCCACCGAAGACAGAGAACAUGACCAAGAAGGUAACGCCGGUGUGAGGCGCUUCAGGCUAGGUACAUAACAUCAGUGCAAUGUUCUUUUUUUAUUUUUUUUUAUUUCUGAGCCUCCCCUCUGACCCCUUCAACCCCCAUCUCUGGCUUCCUUGGAUUGAAUGGCAGGACAAAGCUGGGGUAAAGAACGUAGAGGGGGUGCGUUCAGGAAGUCUGCACUUUCACAGCAGUCACCUCGUACUGGAGAAAGGAGAGCCCCACUGUUCCUUCUUUGGUUGCAGAGAACAGGAAACCGUGUUUUUGAGCUGGUCUUUUGUGUUUUACCGAUACGUCUCUGAGUUGGACGUGUCGCCGUAUUCAGCUUAUGUUUCUCAGAGACACUGAGAAAACCAACCUUCCUGUUUUGCAAGUCAAGCCAAGGUCUACGACAAAAGAGCAAGGAUUUUGUGGAACACGUCUUCCUUUUGACUACUUAUGGCCGCUUGAAACAAUUGACGAAGCGACAAACUUAGUAACAACAAACACCACAAAGGCUUUUGAGACAUUAUGCCAAACAGAUUCAUCAACAUGGACUUGGCCAAUGGCAACAUUUGCCUGCCUUUUCAACUGUUGGUCAUUUUGUCUUUAAUUUAAGUCCUUUUAAACUAGUGCAGAAAGUGGUUUAAACUGAUAAACUGCAGACUUACCAAAUGUGUACUACAAAGGACAAAGUACAGAGCAGAACGUCAGAAUUGACGAAGAGAUUGUUUCAAUGUAGCACAACACUUUUUGGGUACCUUGUUGUAAACAGCUACUCGGUGCAUCACUAGGGGUCUCUCAUCAGCCACACUCUUAACUGGUUUAGGGUCAGUUCUUCCUCCCACAGUCCUAACCACAGUCCUGUUAUGUGUAAACCAACAAAACCAACCCUGAGCCAGCCGUUAUAGGGACAUAUAAGUAACCCAAAGCUAUGCGGUGUGCACUUGGCACCUCCCAGUGUUGAAUAUCGGAAUUAAAGUCUGAACGUGUACUGCAAUUCAAGGCAUUCAAAAUGCCCAUACCUACAGUAAAUUGACUAUAGGUAUGUUAAGUGGAUUGGUUUUAGCUGUGUUGCUGUUGUAGGCAGGGGUAUCCAAAACAAGCACUUCAGUUAAGAUUCACCACUUGUCAGUAUGAUUUUAUUUUAUUUAGUUUGUUUUCUAUUUGAAGUCCCUCAUAGUGUAUACAUACUGCUUUAUACUGUAAUUGUGUGUAUCCUUAACCUUUUUAUGGCAUCAGUUUGCCUCCACUUUUAGCACUUUACAAUUUUACUCAUAGCCAAUCCUCAUCCUGCUUGGAAGGGCUUGAGCCAAUCCAUAAACACAUUGGAGGCAGGUGACUGAGAAUUUUUGUUUGCCACUGGCAACAUGGUAGCCAGCACUUACAUACCCUAGCACAUUAGGAUAACUAGUUGCAUUGAGGGAACCUGGACAGAGUUAAGUUAACUGUUUGACAGUACAGUAGGGCUGUGGGACAUUUUUUACAUUUACAUUUUAGUCAUUUAACAGAUGCUCUUAUCCAGAGAAAAUUAUGACUUGAGCGCAUACAUUUUCAUACUGGUCCCCGUGGGAAUUGAACCCACAACCCUGGCAUUUGCAAGUGCCAUGCUCUACCAAAUGAGUCAAACUGUACAAUGUCCUUUCAAGUCUAUUAUUGUUGUUACAGUAAAGGUCUCAAGUUUCCUACUUACUUCAGGUACCAUCAUCUGGUCACACUAUCAACCAGUUGAACUCGUAAAAAAAAGAUAUAUUGGUAGAGUUUACAUUGGGUUAUCAUAGUUUGUGAAGCACAUGGUGUAAUAUUUGCCAAACUAUUUCAGAAAUGUAUGAAAGAUGUGCCGCUCAAGGCAAUUGUAACUGAAAAAAAACAACAACAAAAAAAAGACCAUUGGCCAUAGGCCAGUUUUCUGUGCUGAAAUUUUCACACCCUUUUCCUUUUGUCAUUGGUCAAUAUUCUGCUCUUCACAGGGACAUGACCAAUGACAGUACAAGUGCCAAGCAAGCAUGACACAACUCGUACUGUAGUUUCCAUUUUGCCCCAGGCUAAUUUCCAUCAAUGACUAAUGUUGAUCAUGUCACCCUCCCUGUGUACCCUUUCUGCCCCAUAGGUUUUCUGUUUUAGAACAAUAAUUCACUGAUAACUGCAGCUUUCUUAAUGUUUGAAUGGUUGGACAUUUAGAUGAAUUGAAUUUGUAAAGAAACCAAAGCACUUUGUAUAGUAAUUUUUACAAGUCUGUGCUUAAAGUACAGUCGAGUGUGAUGUAACUCUGUUGACUAAUCCACAUUAGUGUUCCGUAUUCUGGUAUUAUGUGGCUUGAUUAUUACAAUUGAUGCAUAGCACAGGCUGGACCACUGAAGCUAAAUUGGGGGACUUGUGCUAUGGAAUUAUAACGUUUUUGUAUCUAUAAUAUGUUUUGAUAAAGAUGCAUGAAAGAUGCAAGAUUCAUAAGGAAAUUAGUCAAGUAUCUAAAAUAAGCUCAUCUGUGAACAGAAACUUUUGAACCUACACGUGGAGUAAAUGUAUGUUGUGUUUUUACGAAAGAUCCAGAAAUGUGACUUUCUGGAGCCUUAUAUUUGCGUACGUUUUCUUUCCUCAUAGAUUGUAUACUCGAUAUGGUGGGGAGACACCAGUGCCAUGCACACAGUAGUUAAGGAGCACAAACAGUUCAGAACUCAAGCAAGCCUUUCUGUCUUUCUCAGCUGUCAUGAAAAAUGUCUUCACCAGCCAUUGUUAUGACAGUAUUUUCACGAGGAUUCAGUUAUGCUCUGUCUACCAUUGAUUGUUUUGUAUAUUUUCCUCACAAUGCUUUGUGUACAGUUUAUUUAUUAUUUCUAUAUCUGUCCGAAAAUGAAGAACUAUAGACUUUGUCGGAGGCUAAGUAUUUAUUUGUAGCUACAUUCCGAGCUUUGGGAGAAAAAAAAUCGGAUAGAUUUAAACUACAGUGCUCAACUAUGGAGGCAGGUGGGAGGACCUACAGAAGGACGGGCUCAUUGUAAUGGCUGGAAUGGAAUUAAUGGAACGGAGUAAAACAUGUGGUUUCCAUAUGUUUUGAUGUGUUUAAUACCGUUCCAUUUAUUCCAUUCCAGCCAUUACAAUGAGACGUCCUCCCAUAGAUCUUGCCACCAGCCUCCUCUGGCACUCAACCAAAUGUUUUAGUUUCCUUAUGUCUGCCAUAAAAGAAAGCAAAAAUAAACCAACUUUCCGGUUUCCUUUCAGUCGGUCAUUCGGUAUAACAUACUAUGUAGGGUCAACGACCAAUCCUAUUCACCUGAAGCAAAUUGAAAUCACUCCCAACGGGCCAAUGGAUGCCGAGCCUGCCCUCGGAUGCCCCGCCUUCCUGACAAUAAUACUGGGGCUCGCAUACAUUUGUUAACUACUUUCUGCUCUGCUUGCGUAGCUAAUACUUCCUUGUUUAGGUAGGAUUUGUGUUUGCUUAACACCCACUACUUUCUGCUCUGCUUGUGUAGCUAGUGCUCUGUUGCUUGAGUAAGAUGGCCAAUGGUAGGAGGAAGUUCAAAAAGGCUAACCAGCCGAGUUUGAACCUCCGACCAUGACCUAGGGCAUGUGGUUUCACAAUAAAAUAUUAAGAAAAGAGUGCUAUCCUGCUUGCUUGGGGUGGAAACACACUUGGCUCAGGCCAGUUUGCGUGACCAAUGUCUCUGGCUGGGGUUCAACCUCUAUUGGGUGUAGGUCUUACUUUGUGAGGAAGAUUGAGGCUGCUGGCGAAGGUUCUUCCAGUGAAAAUGAGAGUUUGGGAAUGGGGUUGUUUGAGGCCGGCGUAGAGUUGAUAGGGGUGUAAUCCCAGCCAAGUAAAGCUCAUUCUGGUUUCUCUGGCAGUGUUCAGAGUCUGGAUUCCAGGGAUGAUAUACUAUCCCUGAUUGGCUCUGGAGGGUUUUCAGAGUGUCAAUGGGUUGACAUCAGUCCGGGGAAGCCUGAAGCCCCGGCUUUGGAUUUGGCGGGGGAGAGUGAACCAAUGGUGGUUAAUGCGCCUUUGUUGGAGCUGUGUCGUAGGGCGGCAGAUCACCUAGGGUUGGAUUGUCCUUCUGCCCUGCAGAGGAGUUCCUCCAGGUUACCUCCCGUCCCUGCAGCAGUGAUGAGUGAUGAGCUAAAGACAACCUGCGAUUCCCCUCAUUCAGCCAGGCUGGUGCUACCAGGUUAUAGUGAGUUCAUUAAUAGUGGGUAUGGAGGAGACAGGGCUCGUUUGCACACCACCAAUGGAUAGAAAGCUGGUGAGUUACUUAACUUGAGAGACUAACAAGGGGGCAAAUCUGUCACGCCCUGACCUUAGAGAGCCCGUUUAUGUCUCUAUUUGUUUGGUCAGGGUGUAAUUUGGGUGGGCACUCUGUUCUUUAUUUCUUUGUUUCUGGCCGAGUGUGGUUCCCAAUCAGAGGAAGCGGUCUAUCGUUGUCUCUGAUUGGGGAUCAUACUUAGGCAACCCUUUUUCCCACCUGUGAUUGUGGGUAGUUGUCUAUGUGUAGUGGCCUGCAAGCACUACGUAACUUUACGUUUGUUUGUUAUUUCUGGUUUUGUUGGCGACAUUAUAAAUAAACUAAGAUGUACGCUCACCACGCUGCGCCUUGGUCCACUUCUUCCGACGAGCGUGACAAAAUCCUAGCAUGGUGAUUCCAAAUAAACAGUACUGAUCCUCAGCGGAUCAGCUGGACAAAGUUAUGUCUGUCCCACUGUACUAUCCUGGCUGUGGGGGAAAGUAUGGGGGGCGAUGGUGGUGGCUCAGUGCCACCUCUGGUUGACGUUGUCCUGGAUUCCUGAGAGGGACAGGCGGAUGUAUUUGGAGGAGACAGUUUAGUCAAAAAGGUUGUUUUGCUCGGCUAUGGAGUCCUUACGGGCCAGUUUCGGGAGAAACAAAAGCAGGGCGUAGCUCUAUGGGUCCUUUUCCAACUAAAAUCGUUUGCGGUUCUGCAGUUCCGAGGCGUGAAGGAAAGGGUGUAGGCCUAAGGCGGGUUGCCGCCUUGGUGCUUCUGGGCAGCGGCGGACGUCUUGGCACAGACGGCGUGCUGUUUUGAAGGAACGCAGGGUGCAAGCAGAUUCUUCUGUGACGCUGGGGAAGAAGCAGACCUCUCAACCCUAGCUGUAGGCCAGGAGAGGUGGCGUGCUCUCUGGGCCCUCCUUCUGUUCACAAAGUGGCUCAGUGACUCGUGUUUGCAUCUCAAUGUGAAAAAACUGUUUGCAUGUUCUUCACAAAGAGGGCAACAGAUGCUACUGAGCCAGAUGUCUAUGUGUCAGGGGAGAAGCUCCAAGUGGUAUCCGAUUUUAAGUACCUUGGCAUCAUACUUGAUUCCAACCUCUCUUUUAAAAAGCAUGUGAAAAAGGUAAUUCAAAUAACUAAAUUCAAUCUAGCUAAUUUCCGAUUUAUACAAAAUUGUUUGAAUACAGAGGUAGCAAAACUGUACUUCAAAUCUAUGAUACUCCCCACUUAACAUACUGCUUGACUAGUUGGGCCCAAGCUUGCUGUACAACAUUAAAACCUAUUCAGUCUGUCUACAAACAGGCUCUCAAAGUGCUUGAUAGGAAGCCCAAUAGCCAUCAUCAUUGUCACAUCCUUAGAAAACAUGAGCUCUUGAGUUGGGAAAAUCUUGUGCAAUACACCGACGCAUGUCUUGUAUUCAAGAUCCUUAAUGGCCUGGCUCCCCCUCCACUCAAUAUUUUUGUUAAACAGAAAACCCAGACAUAUGGCAGCAGAUCCACAAGGUCUGCCAUGAGAGGUGACUGUAUAGUUCCCCUAAGGAAAAGCACCUUUAGUAAAUCUGCAUUCUCUGUGAGAGCUUCCCAUGUCUGGAAUACACUGCCAUCAGACACACAUAACUGCACCACAUAUCACACUUUCACAAAAUGCUUGAAGACAUGGCUAAAGGUCAAUCAGAUUUGUGAACAUGGUCCUUAGCUGUGUGUUGCCGCUUUCCAUGUUGUCUGUAGCUUGUGAGGUGUGGAAACACUUUGUUGCUUUUAUGAAUUUUGUCUUGCUGCUUUUUGUUCUAUGUUGCUCUGUCUGUAUGCUAUGUCUUGCUUGUCCUAUGUUGCUAUGUCUAUGGUGCUAUUGUCUAUAUUGUAAUUGUUUUUAAUAACCUGCCCAGGGACUGCGGUUGAAAAUUAGCCGGCUGGCUAAAACCGGCACUUUUACUGAAACGUUGAUUAAUGUGCACUGUCCCUGUAAAAAUAAAAUAAACUAAACUAAACUAAAUCUCUAAGGAGUGGAGACUGCACCCCUCAGUGGUUGCCCAGAUAUGGGACCGGUUUGGCAGGGCCGACGUAAAGCUUUACACAUUGCGAGAAAAUGUGCAUUGUCGACUUCUUCUCAAUGAGAGAUCUGGGCACUUUGUUGUGAGCGGAUGCUUGGCAUAUCAGUGACCUCGGACCCUGCUCUAUGCAUUCCUCCAGUGGACCUGAUUCAGGCCACUGUGGAGAGGGUCCGUCAGGAAGGUCUGUUGUUGAUUCUGGUGGCUCCCCGUUGGCCCAGACAACCCUGAUUCCCGGAGAUCCUCUGCCUGUUUGGCGGGUUUCUGAUGUUCUUGCAAGAGCUUUUUGAGCAGGGCCUUUUUUUCCCAUAUUUAAGUUUAUGUAGGGACCCGUGGAGGGGUUCCGUGUCAUCAGGAUCUAUUGUCUAUUGACACCGAAGGCCGUAGAUAUGGCUCUGCAGAUUUGGCCCCUGAAAGGUUGAAUUUGAUGACAAGGGGUUUAUCCUCAAACGUGAUUAUGACUAUACAGUUGGGCGUGUGCACGCUCUAUGAGAGGGUUGUAUAUAAGUGGCACGCGUUUGAGGUUUGGUGUCAGGUUAAAGGAGUUUCUGAUGUUCUUGCAAGAGCUUUUUGAGCAGAGCCUUUCUUUUUCCAUAUUCAAGUGUAUAUGCCAGCCAUCUCGGUGUGUCAUGUAGGGAUCGAUGGCUCUACCCAGGGGUCCUAUUUAAAAAAAUAUAUAUAUUUCACCUUUAUUUAACCAGGUAGGCAAGUUGAGAACAAGUUCUCAUUUACAAUUGCGACCUGGCCAAGAUAAAGCAAAGCAGUUCGACAGAUACAACGACACAGAGUUACACAUGGAAUAAAACAAACAUACAGUCAAUAAUACAGUAUAAACAAGUCUAUAUACAAUGUGAGCAAAUUAGGUGAGAAGGGAGGUAAAGGCAAAAAGCCAUGGUGGCAAAGUAAAUACAGUAUAGCAAGUAAAACACUGGAAUGGUAGUUUUGCAAUGGAAGAAUGUGCAAAGUAGAAAUAAAAAUAAUGGGGCGCAAAGGAGCAAAAUAAAUAAAUUAAUUAAAUACAGUUGGGGAAGAGGUAGUUGUUUGGGCUAAAUUAUAGGUGGGCUAUGUACAGGUGCAGUAAUCUGUAAGAUGCUCUGACAGUUGGUGCUUAAAGCUAGUGAGGGAGAUAAGUGUUUCCAGUUUCAGAGAUUUUUGUAGUUCGUUCCAGUCAUUGGCAGCAGAGAACUGGAAGGAGAGGCGGCCAAAGAAAGAAUUGGUUUUUGGGGGUGACUGGAGCGUGUGCUACAGGUGGGAGAUGCUAUGGUGACCAGCGAGCUGAGAUAAGGGGUGACGUUACCUAGCAGGGUCUUGUAGAUGACAUGGAGCCAGUGGGUUUGGCGACGAGUAUGAAGCGAGGGCCAGCCAACGAGAGCGUACAGGUCGCAAUGGUGGGUAGUAUAUGGGGCUUUGGUGACAAAACGGAUUGCACUGUGAUAGACUGCAUCAAUUUGUUGAGUAGGGUAUUGGAGGCUAUUUUGUAAAUGACAUCGCCAAAGUCGAGGAUUGGUAGGAUGGUCAGUUUUACAAGGGUAUGUUUGGCAGCAUGAGUGAAGGAUGCUUUGUUGCGAAAUAGGAAGCCAAUUCUAGAUUUAACUUUGGAUUGGAGAUGUUUGAUAUGGGUCUGGAAGGAGAGUUUACAGUCUAACCAGACACCUAAGUAUUUGUAGUUGUCCACGUAUUCUAAGUCAGAGCCGUCCAGAGUAGUGAUGUUGGACAGGCGGGUAGGUGCAGGUAGCGAUCGGUUGAAGAGCAUGCAUUUAGUUUUACUUGUAUUUAAGAGCAAUUGGAGGCCACGGAAGGAGAGUUGUAUGGCAUUGAAGCUUGCCUGGAGGGUUGUUAACACAGUGUCCAAAGAAGGGCCGGAAGUAUACAGAAUGGUGUCGUCUGCGUAGAGGUGGAUCAGGGACUCACCAGCAGCAAGACUGACCUCAUUGAUGUAUACAGAGAAGAGAGUCGGUCCAAGAAUUGAACCCUGUGGCACCCCCAUAGAGACUGCCAGAGGUCCGGACAGCAGACCCUCCGAUUUGACACACUGAACUCUAUCAGAGAAGUAGUUGGUGAACCAGGCGAGGCAAUCAUUUGAGAAACCAAGGCUGUCGAGUCUGCCGAUGAGGAUGUGGUGAUUGACAGAGUCGAAAGCCUUGGCCAAAUCAAUGAAUACGGCUGCACAGUAAUGUUUCUUAUCGAUGGCUGUUAAGAUAUCGUUUAGGACCUUGAGCGUGGCUGAGGUGCACCCAUGACCAGCUCUGAAACCAGAUUGCAUAGCAGAGAAGGUAUGGUGAGAUUCAAAAUGGUCGGUAAUCUGUUUGUUGACUUGGCUUUCGAAGACCUUAGAAAGGCAUGGUAGGAUAGACAUAGGUCUGUAGCAGUUUGGGUCAGUUUGGGCCAGUUUGGGUCCUAUCUGGUGGCACUGGUGGUGUGGUUCCACAUUGAGUGAGCCUCCUUUGGAACAUUUGGUGUCUGUAGACAAGACUGCCCUGCUAAUGGCCUUGGCGUCAGCCAAGCAUGUUGGGGAUAUCCACAUGCUAUUAGUACACCCCUGCGACUCCAAAGUGUCACAGCAGGUGCCCUGCUGUUUUGGACUUGCAGUUCCUUGUGUGAGUUCUGGCAUUCCAGACUCCUUGGGUCUCUGAGUGAGACUUUUUUGAACCGCGAGGGCAUAGCUGUGGGGAGUAGUGGUGCUAAGGUUGCUGCAGCACCCCCUGAAAAAUUGAAAUAGUAAGAUGUAUUUUGUUUAUCUUCACAAAAGUAGUGCACUGGGCCUUUACUAGUCCUGUAUUAGCUGACUGAUAUAGCAAUCUGUAGGGUCGGCCUAAAAAAUAGAAUUAUGCAGCCCCCUCCCCCGUCGGUAACAGAAUUAUGCAGCCCCCUCCCCCGUCGGUAACAGAAUAGCAGCACCCCCAAACAUGUUUCCCGCAGGUAUGCGCAAGUGUCUAUGGACUUGGGCCAAUGUUAGGCAGCGUUUUGUCUGGGUUACCACCGUUUCCCUGUGGGUUUGAGCCUUGGGCUGCCGUGGCAAUGCGCAGGCUGCCUUGGUUCAUUGUGCGCGUGCGCUUUACCAAGUCACGACAGGUGUUCUGUUGUUUUGGACUUGCGUUUCCUUGUACAAGUUCUGACAUGUCAGGCUCGCAAGUUAAUUAAGUAUUGUUCUUGUGCUGCAGUGGCAGCGUGUCAGUGUGCAUUGCCAAGUUGCAGCAGGUUCUAGGUCCCUAAAUGGGGUUCUGACAGUUCAGAAUUCUUGGGUAAGUAUCAGAGAAAAAGGUGACUUCUGUAAACCCAUUUUGCAGCCGGUGGAAGCUGUGUGUAUGCUUGGGCUGUCGUGUGGUACCCUCUGAGCCGGCUUGGAGCAUGAUUGAAAGUACCCAUAGUGUGUUAUACCGAGUGACCGACUGAAAGGGAAUGUACAGUUAUGAAUAUAACUACUGUUCCCUGAAGGAGUGAACAAGGUAUAACCUAUUUUGACCCCACACCAUCAGGAGGAUUGGGCUCGCUGAAGAGCAGUACUGAAUUUAGGAAGUGUAUGCGAGCCCUCAUAUUAUAGCCAGGGAGGUGGGGCUUCUGAGGGUGGGCUCUGCAUUAAUUGGCCCGUUGGGUUUGAUUUCAGUUUGCUUCAGGUGAAUAGGAUUGGUUGAAACCCUAUAAUAUGUUAUACCUUGUUCCCUCCUUCAGGGAACAGUAGUUCUAUUCAUAACUGUAUGUUUUCUAGAUAGCAUCAGUAGAGUAGGAGAUUCCUCCUUGUUUCAGGCACAUUGUUCCUAUGUUUUUCUCCGGACCAGAACUAUUCAGUCUGCAGUCUCGACAAUCUAAACACAACUGUUUACUAUGGGUUUCAACGCUCUUACUGUACCUGUAUGCCUGUCCACCUUGCCAAUAAAGAAGUCUACAUGCUUUUGA
This is a messenger RNA of Oncorhynchus keta (chum salmon), 13567 nucleotides long. RefSeq names its product cAMP-specific 3',5'-cyclic phosphodiesterase 4D-like. Gene Ontology annotation, molecular function: 3',5'-cyclic-AMP phosphodiesterase activity. Lineage: Eukaryota; Metazoa; Chordata; Actinopteri; Salmoniformes; Salmonidae. The transcript has 14 exons. Bases 1295 to 3472 code for a protein of 725 amino acids. The record is from RefSeq and is a predicted model, not a curated record. Gene Ontology annotation, cellular component: perinuclear region of cytoplasm; cytosol; nucleus. Gene Ontology annotation, biological process: signal transduction.